This is a messenger RNA of Arabidopsis thaliana (thale cress), 1482 nucleotides long. RefSeq names its product Leucine-rich repeat (LRR) family protein (gene FLR1). The transcript has 2 exons. Gene Ontology annotation, cellular component: perinuclear region of cytoplasm; nucleus; cytoplasm. The coding region runs from base 228 to 1205 and encodes 325 amino acids. Lineage: Eukaryota; Viridiplantae; Streptophyta; Magnoliopsida; Brassicales; Brassicaceae. The record is from RefSeq and is marked reviewed.
UGGUGCAGUGUGCCAGUGACUAUCAUACGGUCAAAUUAUUGAAUAGUAGAGAUAUAUGUACCAUGCUUGUGAAUUAAAUUUAUGUUGUGAAAAGAAUAUUGUACGUUGGGAGUAGUGUAGAACCCUAACUGUACAAAAUCAGUAACAUUACACAGCUGUGUUCCAUUGAAGUCUCUGCUUAUAUACAAGAACUUGCUCAUUCCUCAAAGCAUCCACACAUAAUCACGAUGAAGCUCUUUGUUCAUCUCUCUAUCUUCUUCUCCAUCCUCUUCAUCACUCUCCCAUCUUCUUACAGCUGCACCGAAAAUGACAAGAAUGCCCUCCUUCAAAUCAAGAAAGCACUUGGCAAUCCUCCCCUUCUAUCCUCCUGGAACCCCCGAACCGACUGUUGUACCGGCUGGACCGGCGUCGAAUGCACUAACCGUCGCGUUACCGGUCUCAGCGUUACCUCCGGCGAAGUCUCCGGUCAGAUCUCGUACCAGAUCGGCGACCUCGUUGACCUCCGUACACUAGAUUUCAGCUACCUGCCACACCUCACCGGAAACAUCCCACGCACCAUCACCAAACUCAAGAACCUCAACACUCUCUACUUGAAGCACACUAGUCUCUCCGGUCCGAUUCCUGAUUACAUCAGCGAGCUCAAGAGCCUCACGUUCUUGGACCUUUCUUUUAACCAAUUUACCGGUCCAAUUCCCGGUUCGCUAUCUCAGAUGCCGAAGCUUGAAGCCAUUCAAAUCAACGAUAAUAAGCUAACCGGUUCUAUACCAAACUCUUUCGGUUCUUUUGUUGGCAACGUCCCUAAUCUCUACUUGUCUAACAAUAAGCUGUCAGGAAAAAUACCGGAAUCGUUGUCUAAAUACGACUUCAACGCAGUGGAUUUGUCGGGAAAUGGUUUCGAAGGAGAUGCCUUUAUGUUCUUCGGACGGAACAAAACAACAGUACGAGUGGAUUUGUCGAGAAACAUGUUUAAUUUCGAUCUCGUCAAGGUUAAGUUCGCUAGAAGCAUAGUUUCGUUGGAUCUGAGCCAGAACCAUAUCUACGGGAAGAUACCACCAGCACUGACUAAACUACACCUCGAGCAUUUCAACGUGAGCGACAACCAUCUCUGCGGAAAAAUCCCAAGUGGCGGUCUACUUCAGACCUUUGAACCAUCUGCCUUCGCUCACAACAUCUGUCUUUGUGGAACUCCCCUUAAGGCUUGUUAAUUUGGUUUAAUCUUGGCGGAAGAAUAAAAAUAAUGUUGAAUAUGUUAUGAUGAUGUGUUCAUUAUCACCGCCAAACCAAGUUUAUUGUUUCUUUGUUAUGAAUUUAAUUUAAUGGCAAGAAUUGGUUACGUAAGAAUGUUGUGAGGUAUAUUCACAAGUCUAAUCUUUAUAACACUAGAUAAGUCCGCCUAAAUAGAUGGGUGUAAAAUGUAACUGUAAUUUUUUAUCGAUAAUAUUUAAAUUUUGAAUAGUAAAAUAAUAAUCUAUACAUUGUUCU